AUGAAGGAGGUCCAAAGACUGACUAGAAUGGCAGUAGCCCUUAAUAGAUUCAUCUGUCGGUCCAGCGAUAAGUGUAGGCCAUUUUUUCAGUUUCUGAAAAAGAGAAAAGGAUACGAAUGGGGAUUAGUAGGCGAACAGGCAUUCCAAGACCUAAAGAAGUACUUGGCAGCGGCCCCGCUCUCGUCUACUUCUGAACCAGGUGAGUCUUUAACUUUGUACUUAGCAAUAUCUGAACAUGUUGUCAGUGUAGUAUUACCGAGGGACAAGGGAUCCGAGCAAAUCCCUGUAUACUAUGUGAGUAAGACAUUAUUAGAUGCAGAAACGAGAUAUCUGCCUCUAGAAAAAUUGGUCCUGGCAUUGAGGAUAGCAGCAAGAAAGUUGCCCAAUUAUUUUCAGAGUCAUAAAAUUGUGGUUUACACAGAAUUUUCAUUGAAAUCAUUGCUACGAAAGGCAGAUUUCUUAGGACGAAUAUCGACUUGGUCGGUGGAACUUAAUCAAUACGAUAUUGAUUAUCAGCCGCGCACCGCAAUAAAGGGGGAUUGGGGUUGUGCUUUUUCCUCCCUGAUGGAGUUGUCCAUUCGACUUGGCUUUAGUGCUUCAAACAAUGUGGCGAAGUACGAGGCACUCUUGGCAGGGCUGCGAAGUGCAAAAACCCUGAAGAAUGCCCAUGCAGAUUCACUUGCUUGGUUGGCCGCAGCUGUGCUAACUGAAUUCAAGAGAAGGGUGGUAGUAGAUUAUCUUGCUGAGCCGAGUAUUGGAAAGAGCGUGGAAUUGGUCUUAGAUGUGUACCAAAGACCAAGUUGGAUGGAUCCAAUAGUGGAGUUCUUACGAGAUGGGACACUCCCCACUGAUAAAAAAGAGGCUCACAAGAUAAAGACAAAAUCUGCACGAUUUUGGUUGCCACCCAAAGGAAAGCUGUACAGGAAGUCCUUCACUGGACCGUACUUACUCUAUGUGCACCCCGAGAUGGUGCAAAAUUUCCUCCACGAGAUUCAUGAGGGAACAUAUGGAAGACAUGCUGGGGGCACGUCCAUUGCCCACCGAGCAAUAACCCAAGGUUACUGGUGGCCGCACAUGCAGAAGGAUGCAAAGGUGUAUGUGAAGAUUUGUGAGAAGUGCCAGAAAUUUCUCACCAAUGAUUCAAAUACCAGCCAAGGAUCUGGUGCCAUUAGCAAAAGAAGUUCAAAGCCUUCUGUGCCCAAUAUGGGAUCAGGAAUUAUUGCUCGACCCCAGCCUACCCACAGAGUAAUGGAUAGGCAGAAGCGUCCAACAAAACCAUACUUGACGGGAUCAAGAAGAGGUUUGACAAAGCAAAGGGGAAGUGGUCUGACGAAUUGCCACUAG
Rhododendron vialii is the source of this 1344-nucleotide messenger RNA. RefSeq lists its product as uncharacterized. The transcript has 4 exons. NCBI's taxonomy places the organism in Eukaryota, Viridiplantae, Streptophyta, Magnoliopsida, Ericales, Ericaceae. The coding region runs from base 1 to 1344 and encodes 447 amino acids. The record is from RefSeq and is a predicted model, not a curated record.